This is a messenger RNA of Rotaria socialis, 322 nucleotides long. NCBI's taxonomy places the organism in Eukaryota, Metazoa, Rotifera, Eurotatoria, Philodinida, Philodinidae. The record is from the annotation of a GenBank genome assembly.
AUGCAAUUUAUUUUAUCUCAAGUAUUCGAAUUAAUUUGUGUAAUAGUUAUCACCUCAAGUGACAUUGAAUUUCUUGCUGUUCGUCUUCCGUUAAAGGGACAACCUUCACCACCUAACGCAGUAUGGCCACAUCCACAACAAAUCACGAUCUCGAAUGAUGUACUCUAUAUUCGUCCUCAUGAUCUUAAAAUCGAUUCUAAUAUUCGAUCAUGUGAUAUCAUUGCAAAAGCUAUUCAACGUUAUGAACCAAUUUUCUUUCCACCAAAACUUGCUAUGAAUCUACCACCGUCUAGUGCUAAUAAUAUCUUACAAAGCCUAACCC